Molecule: messenger RNA, 1333 nt
Organism: Budorcas taxicolor (takin)
Lineage: Eukaryota; Metazoa; Chordata; Mammalia; Artiodactyla; Bovidae
Gene: PSMD8
Product: proteasome 26S subunit, non-ATPase 8
Exons: 7
Coding region: 56-919 (287 amino acids)
Biological process (GO): proteasome-mediated ubiquitin-dependent protein catabolic process
Cellular component (GO): nucleus; proteasome regulatory particle, lid subcomplex; cytosol
Source: RefSeq, a predicted model, not a curated record
CGUCGGUAGGCGUCGCUGCCGUAAACCGGGCUGUCGGUUUGCCGCAUCACGGAAGAUGGCGGCUACGGCGGUGAACGGGGUGGCCGGCACCUCGAGCUCGGGGACUGCGGCGGCCUCGGGCGCGAUCCUGCAGGCCGCGGCCGGCAUGUACGAGCAGCUCAAGGGCGAGUGGAACCGGAAAAGCCCUAAUCUUAGCAAGUGCGGGGAAGAGCUGGGCCGUCUCAAGCUGGUUUUGUUGGAGCUCAACUUCCUGCCAACCACAGGGACCAAACUGACCAAGCAGCAGCUCAUUCUGGCCCGUGACAUACUGGAGAUCGGGGCUCAGUGGAGUAUCCUACGCAAGGACAUCCCCUCCUUCGAGCGGUACAUGGCCCAGCUCAAAUGCUACUACUUCGAUUACAAGGAGCAGCUCCCAGAGUCAGCCUACAUGCACCAGCUCCUGGGCCUCAACCUCCUCUUCCUGCUGUCCCAGAACCGGGUGGCUGAGUUCCACACAGAGUUGGAGCGGCUGCCUGCCAAGGACAUCCAGACCAACGUGUACAUCAAGCAUCCAGUGUCCCUCGAGCAAUACCUGAUGGAGGGCAGCUACAACAAGGUAUUCCUGGCCAAAGGCAACAUUCCCGCCGAGAGCUACACUUUCUUCAUCGACAUCCUGCUUGACACUAUCAGGGAUGAGAUUGCUGGUUGUAUCGAGAAGGCCUAUGAGAAAAUCCUCUUCACUGAGGCCACCCGGAUCCUCUUCUUCAACACACCCAAAAAGAUGACAGACUACGCCAAGAAGCGAGGGUGGGUCCUGGGCCUCAACAACUACUACAGCUUUGCCAGCCAGCAGCAGAAGCCGGAAGAUACCACCAUUCCUUCCACGGAGCUGGCCAAACAGGUCAUCGAGUAUGCCCGGCAGCUGGAGAUGAUCGUCUGAGUCCACCAGGCACUGGGGUGGGGCACGGCUUGCAUUAUUUAAGGCAGUUGCAGUGCAGAGUCGUUCCCCCUCCCCGCCCCCCCGCAAUAAAGAUGGAUUGACAUUUUCUUUCUUAGGCCCUUGUCGCCCCAAGUGGACUGGUAGGGACAUAAGUUCUUAUUACCUCUGAAGAACUUGGAAGUUUGAGGGCACAAGGAAGUCUGAGAUAACCUUGGAUCAGCCUCUUUCCAAUGGCCAUUGCUCAGAGUCUCCAACACAGAUGGCCUGAGGGAGGGACAGGCCCCAAUAGAGGGACUCUUGAGGCUAGCUGUGGACGCUCAAAGGCCAGGCCAAGGUACCAGUGUUCAGUGAAGGGGGCGAAAUGUCCUGAUAUUGAAAAAUACUUGCAGUGAUUAAACCAGUUUUUUAAAAUGA